AUGGCUCCUCUCUCCGUCGGCUCCACCGUGGGUCGCUGUUAUGGCUGUGGCAUGGGUCCCGCUUGGCUCCUCCUGGUCCAAGUCCCUCCAGUUUCCUCCCUGGCUCCUCCCCCCAUCGUCUCCACCAUGGACUCUGUCUGCCGGCCCCUCCCGGGUGUUCCUCCUGAGACUCCUCCCAAGUUCCUACCCAUCCCUCCCUCUGUUUUUUCUACGACGCGAGGACGCACCUUCCAGGAGGGGGGCGAUAUGUCAAGCCUCUGCACUAGUGAAGUAUUGGUACCCACUUCCUCUGGUCCCGGCAGCUCUGGAACAGCUACGGGGAGCUCGCAUCGGCUGGACCUGCGAAGCGCAUACAACCUCAUUCGUAUACGCCAGGGCGAUGAAUGGAAGACCGCCUUCGUUACAGCAUCUGGAUACUAUGAAUAUCGGGUCAUGCCGUAUGGCCUAUCUAACUCUCCCUCUGUCUUCCAAGGCUAUAUGAAUGAGGUGUUCCGGGAAUUCCUUCAACGAUUCGUCAUCGUCUACAUCGACGAUAUCUUAAUCUACUCCCGGAACCUAGCCGAACAUCGCCUCCAUGUUAAGCAGGUCCUCGAGAAGCUCCGCCAUCACCAUCUCUAUCUCAAGCUGGAGAAGUGCGAGUUCCACACCACCUCCGUGCACUUUCUGGGUUAUGUCAUUGACCAACAUGGAAGCAAUCCGGAACUGGCCUCAACCAGCUACCGUCAAGGAACUACAACGAUUCCUAGGAUUUGCCAAUUUCUACCGGAGAUUUAUCCACAACUACAGCCUGCUCAGUUCACCUCUCACCCCCUCACUCAAGGGCCGGCCCAAGUCCCUGUCCUGGAGCACACCUGCCCUCGAAGCCUUCCAUCAUCUCCAAGAAGCCUUCCAGACCGCUCCGAUCUUGGUUCAUCCUAA
Molecule: messenger RNA, 918 nt
Organism: Onychostoma macrolepis
Lineage: Eukaryota; Metazoa; Chordata; Actinopteri; Cypriniformes; Cyprinidae
Exons: 2
Coding region: 1-918 (305 amino acids)
Source: RefSeq, a predicted model, not a curated record